GCCAAGAUCGCUGGCGAUCAGUGCGGUUUUGGAGUUCGUUGCGUUCGGUCGCGAGAUACCUGGCUAAGUGGAACCCCAAGCUAGAUCCCUGGAUCGGUACCAACUCGAAUUUUAUUCGCGAGUGUAGUUCUCUCUCUCUCUGUUUUUCUAACCCAUAGUUAAGCCCGAGUGUGUGUGUGUAAUUGCUAGUGCCAGGAUAAGCACAUCCUGCCGGGAAAAAUACGAAUUAAAUCGGGGGCCUGUGCCCAAACACCCACACGCUGCCAUAAAAAAGAAAACCCAGACACACGCAGGCACACUUUUGCAACCGUUAGCCAUGUUGGCAAUGAAGGAUAAACCUUGGCUGCUGCUAUUUGGCCUAUUGGCCGCAUUAAGCUGCCUAGCCAGCUUUGGAGAUGCCGCCUACCCCUAUUAUGGCACCAAGAUCGGAGCCCUGACCCGCCUGCACCACGGUGUCUCUGGCGAUGUGUACGCCGUCGAUUCCCGCACCAUCUUUAUCAAGAAGUUCAAUUACGACGGCGAGGCGCCAGCUGCCUAUUUCUAUGUGGGGAAUACUGCGCGGCCAAGUAAUGAAGGUGCCGCCCGGCUGAGGGACGAAAGGGGCGGAACCGCCUCCCUGACCCGCCGUUACAGGAACAAGGACGUCACCCUGUCGCUGCCCGAGGGCAAAACACUGCGCGACAUCAAAUGGUUCUCGGUGUGGUGCGAUGAGUUUGCGGUGAAUUUCGGCGACGUUUCCAUUCCGCCCAACUUGGACUUCCCGCGGCCACAGAAGAUCAGCGCUCUGAGGGGCGUCCAUGGUGUCUCCUCCGACAACAUUGUCAUAGUGGACGCCCAAACGCUGCUUGUGCCCAACUUUAGCUACGACGGAGAAGCGCCAGAUGCCAAAUUUUGGGUGGGUCGCGGCCAGCGGCCCACUUCUGACGGCCUGAGGAUUCCGGACGAGAAUGGCAAGGAGAACCCGCUGCGCCGCUACGAGCGCAAGACAAUCGUGCUGACCCUGCCCGAAGACCUGACCAUCUUUGACAUUGGUCACUUUGGCGUUUGGUGCGAGGCCUUCACCGUGGAUUUCGGACACGUUCGCCUGCCGGAGGGCCUAAAUGUGCCGCCCUCCCUGAAGAUGCUCGGAAUCAGUCCUCAGUCGAAGCUCAACUGCGAGGUGCUCUACGACGAUCUGGCAUUCGAGGUUCGCUGGGCGGUGGCCGGCGAGAGCAUCGUGGUCCAGUUGGUGGCCAAAUUGGAACCGAACAACUACAUGUCCUUUGGAAUUUCGCCGAACAAGAACAUCAGCCAGAUGAUUGGUGCGGAUGCAGUGGUGGCCUGGGUGGAUCCACAGACCGGAAACGGAUUUGCAACGGACUAUUUCCUGGAAGGCAAAGCACAGUGCUCAGGUGGGCGUGGCGCUUGUCCCGACACCAAGAUCUCUGAGAAGACCAAUUCCAUAAGGCUACUAAAUGCCGCCAUGGUGAAUGGCUAUUCGAUUGUGACCUACCAAAGAUCCCUAGCUGCUACGGAUCGCCUGGAUCUGCCCAUCUCGAUUACGGGAGCGGAAUCAGUGGUGUGGGCAAUUGGACCCCUUAACGAUUUCCAGGAAGUCUCCUUCCAUACAUUCUACAACAAGCAUCUGCACCAGAUCGAGUUCGGUCGCCAGCCCAAGUGGAAUUGUCCCUUGCCAGAGGGUGCUCGUGGCAACAGCAACUCAUCGGAACAGGAGGACUCUGCUCCCGCGGCCCAGAGUUCUACUGGCGGAGCUGGUUAUCCGCCAGCAGGCCGACACAAUGUGGAACCCGAUGAGGAGUUCUACGAGAAUCGGGCUGAGGCACUGCAUCGUCAGCCACCACAGAGGCGCCAGGAAACAGCGAUCAUCACCCAAAGGCGGCCAGUGCCCACUCCGAAGCCAGUGAACAGCAAUGGCGCCUGGGACAUCCCUGCCAUUCAGUGUCACGAACCAGAGGAUGGAGUGUUCUAUGCCCAGAUGGGCCCUACGGGAGGAAAACACGGCUAUCCAGCAAUCACAGGACACGUCGGAUGGGGAAUUUCCUGGUACAUCAACGGACUUCUGAUCCCCGAGAUCCAUGUGGUGCGCGGCAAGACCUAUACAUUUGUGGUUGAGGGCGGAAACAAUCCGGAUAUUCCGGCCAAGUACCAUCCGUUCUACAUCAGUGACGAUCCUGUGGGAGGAUACGAGCACAAACGCGAGGAGGAGAAAAAGGCCGUGCGCAUCUACGCCGGAGUACAUCGCUCCCGGUCCGGCCAAGUCACGCCCACCGGCGUUGGCCGUCUCUGCAACUGGACACCAGAUGUGGAAGGUCCCCCGGCGGACGACUACCAGUCCUUCGGCGCCUACCAGCGCACCCUGACGCUUAAGUGCGACGCCGGCGAGCCGGGAGUGAUUACCUGGAAACCGGACCGGAAUACGCCGGACACGGUGUACUACCACUGCUUCACACACCGCUAUCUGGGAUGGAAGAUCCACGUGCACGACUCUUGUGACUCGGACGCGGGCGGACUCAAGGGAGCCGCCUCUGAACGCCACGAAACCCGGCUGCCGGCGAAAGUCACCGCUGCGGAACCGGCGCCAGUGCACGAGGACUACGCCGGAGAGGCGUCCGUACGGCACGAAACCAAGGUCAGCGCCAACGAUAAUUUUUUAUUGAAGCACCAAACCGAUUUGAUUAAGAACCACAAUAUGAACGGAACACCGCCCAAACUGAGUUUUGAAAUAACGAAAUCUUCGGAAAUAACCAAACUGAUUUCAGAUGGCAUCCGCGCUGCUGAGGCUCUCGAGGAGAGCCUACUGAGGAACCCGAAUUUGAACCCCAACCAUCCCAACCAGAACCCGAUUCCGAAUCCACACCAGAAACCGAACGUGACCCCGACCGAGAUCAGCUCGCGACCCGAGAUUCUGCUGGGCGAGACCCAUGCCCACACGCUGAACGCAUCUCCAUCCGCAUCCGCAUACCCAUCUCCAUCAGCCACUUUACCCUCUGCCAACCAAAAGCUCCCCAUACUCGCGGCUGGUCCCCAUCUCAUCCAUCAUACCCCGCACUUGCAUCGCCUGCACCACCAACCGCAGCAUGCCCCCCACCCGCAUGUCCAUUUGCAUCACCACAAUCUAACCGCUAAUCUUCCAGCGCUCGCCCAGAAAACCAUUGGACUCUCUGAGUUUCUACGUCCGCCGCAAAACGCUCCGCUCUUUCAUCCGGUUAAGCUGCCCGGCCGUCGACCUUUCCCUGCUCCGAUCAAGAAGGUGCCGGCCUCAAGGCCCAUACUUCCGCAGCAGCAUCCGCACUUGCAUCCGCAUCCACAGCAGCAUCCCGUUCUUCUGCAGCAACAGCCCUCCCUGAUUGUAAGUCACUAUAGGAAGCCGAUACCGGGAUUGUUGAAGCCCUUCGUCAAGGAGAAACCUUUUCCACUGCAACCGCUGGCGGCAUCUGUUUUACUCCUGGGUCAGCCCACUGAGCUAGGCGGGCUCAAUAACAAGGGAGAACGACUCAAGAUUAAGGGUAAACCAAAAAUUCCAGUACCUUAUGUAGACCUAGAACCACAAGGGUCUCUGCAAAAUGCGGCCUUCUUUAAUCAACCAGGCGGAAAGGGAAAGGGGGACCAGAAACCCAAGACCUCCUCUGUGUCCUCCAUUCUCAUCUCAACCACGCCCAUUCCGCUGGUGAAACGUCCUACUGUAAAGGAACCCUCCCAGGAGGAAAUCGCCAGUAUGCGUCCUGCCGUUAAUCAGGGUUUCAAGCCCGACACCGUGAUUGUGGAGAGCGGAUUCAAACCCAUCGUUAGAACCGAUGGCACUGGUGUCCAAUUGCCCAAGGAGAUCAUCGAUCAGGUGGCCCAUCGACGAGAGGAUCCUGGGACAGAAAUCGAUGAGGUGAUGGAAACAGAUACCCUGUUCCUGGCAGCCCAGCAGGGAGGCAGUGAAACGCAGAGCUUUGAGCCCAUGUUUAUACCAUCCCCCUUGGACAGUACCAAUGCCACAAAAGUGUUGAGGGUUAACGUGAAGGAGGUUAGUCCCACGGCAUCGGCUCUAAGACUGCCGUCGGCAGCCCUGGAGCACGCCCUGCCCUCCGCUUCGGAGUUAAUAAAGCCCACCCUGGACGAACUUUUUGGAGAGGACCUAAACGAAGAGGAGCUAGAAAUGGAGCCUAUGCCAGUGGCGGAUGAUGUGGAGUCAGUGGAAGAGACAACCAAAAAAGAUGCUGUAACCACAACAAUAGACAUUCCAAGAAACACAACCAAGAAACCGGAUCCCGAUCUGCUGGAAGAUCUCUUUGGGCCCGAUGAAGAAGAGAUAUAUGCGGAUGAGUUGGAACUAGACAUGGAUGACCGAGUGGCCGCUGCUGCGGAACGGAUAGACACCUACUACCUGCCGCCGGAUAACCGAAAGAUUCCCCAUACCAGGCUGCCGAGUGGAGCCCUCUACACCUUUGAUGGCAAGUCGGUGGUGGACAGUAGCCUGGUGUUGCCGCCCAAAUUGGAUGCCCCGGAUAAUGGCGGCGUCCACCAGCGACAUGCCCAGUAUGGAUUGACCCCCUUGGAGCAGCUAGUCCGUACCACACCUCAGUUUGGAGUCUACAGAGGAGAGCUGCCACAGGAAUUCCGAGGCACAGAGCCCCAACCCGUCUCCGAGUAUUCCCAUCCAGCGCCGUUCAGUCGUACCACUCCUGUGUUCACCAGCAGCAGUGGCAACACCAUCUAUCCGUAUUCCUCGUCGACAGGAGCAUCCACAUCCACCGUAUCAUCAUCGUCCUCAUCGCCAUUGUCGUCAUCAUCGCUGAGACCCAUUUCCACCAAACUGCAGCUUCUGAAGCCGGAGGGCCGAAGAGCGUAGGAUCUGCAAUAGCGAAAUUAUAAGCAAGAACUAGCAUUUAACCGUUUUGGGGUGUACGACUCUCAUAACCACGUUACAUUUACUCGUAAACCUGUAUUAGCCCGUAGUUUUCUUUUAACACUUAUGAUGCUCUUAAUUUUAAACGAACGCAUGAAUUUUAUUAGCUAAGCUAACCGAUUCUGUUUAAGCCGCAUUUUAGUCGUUGUGAAAUAAAACCAAGAAGUAAU
Drosophila mauritiana is the source of this 5064-nucleotide messenger RNA. It is a transcript of the gene Skeletor, whose product is annotated as protein Skeletor, isoforms B/C. The transcript has 7 exons. NCBI's taxonomy places the organism in Eukaryota, Metazoa, Arthropoda, Insecta, Diptera, Drosophilidae. The record is from RefSeq and is a predicted model, not a curated record. The coding region runs from base 317 to 4837 and encodes 1506 amino acids.